This is a messenger RNA of Miscanthus lutarioriparius, 2145 nucleotides long. NCBI's taxonomy places the organism in Eukaryota, Viridiplantae, Streptophyta, Magnoliopsida, Poales, Poaceae. The record is from the annotation of a GenBank genome assembly.
AUGGGCACAGUUGUGGAUGCCGCUCCAGCUGUUGUGGCUGAGGAGGUCACUGAGAACAUGUUGGGUGGCAAGAAAGUUACAGUUGUAUUUGUUCUAGGUGGUCCUGGAAGUGGAAAGGGCACACAGUGUGCCAACAUUGUGGAGCACUUUGGAUUCACCCAUCUUAGUGCAGGAGAUCUUUUGCGUGCAGAGAUUAAAUCUGGCUCUGAGAAUGGAACCAUGAUCGAGAACAUGAUAAAGGAGGGAAAGAUUGUUCCAUCGGAGGUGACUAUAAAGCUGUUGCAGGAGGCAAUGAUAAAAAAUGAAAAUGAUAAAUUCCUGAUUGAUGGAUUUCCAAGGAACGAGGAGAAUCGUGCAGCGUUUGAGAAUGUUACCAAAAUUUCUCCUGCGUUUGUGCUAUUCUUUGACUGUUCCGAGGAAGAGAUGGAGAGACGUCUCUUGGGGCGCAAUCAGGGAAGAGUUGAUGAUAACAUUGAAACUAUCAAAAAAAGGUUCAAAACCUUUGUUGAAUCAAGUUUGCCUGUCAUUGAGCAUUACAACUCAAGGGACAAGGUUAAAAAGAUUGAUGCUGCAAAACCAAUUCCUGAGGUGUUUGAAGACGUCAAAGCCAUUUUUGCCCCAUAUUCUCCAAAGUUCAUCGAGGAGAGGCUGGUGACGGACGUGCUCAGGAUCGGGGAGCGGGUCUGGAGCGGGGCGCGGAACGAGGUACGAGGAGAGGGAGCUCGUGCCGGCGUAGAUGCAGGCCAUGGCGGCAGAGGCCUCGUCUUGUUCGUCCCCGCCUGGGGGUCGUCAUCGACCAUGGUCCAUGGAUGGGUUGGGUUUGCGGUCGGCGUCUCAGCGAUGCACAGCGCGGUGUUCUGGUCGCGACUCACAAGAUUCAGCAAAGUUUCACUCUUAUUAAACUCCCCGACUUCAUCUAAGGAAGCAAGUGAUUUCAUUAUGAAAGACUGGUCUAUUUUCUCCAAACUUGAUCAUAAUGGAGCUUACCUCCCCAAGUUCCCAAUCGACUCUCCAGUAUCUCAUGAAAUUGGGUUAGGAUUGAUAUCACAAGUUGGAAACUUAGUUGAGUGUUCAUUUCAACAUCCAAGGCAUAUAUGUGCUACAGGGAGUGGAGCAGUUCAGGAAGCGUUCAGCAGUUUCAGCAAGUUUGCUGGAGCUUUCUAUUUCUGGUUUUCUAGAGCAUCGAAUCCUAAGUUAUUCCAAAGGCUAUCAGCUGCUGCAGGCUCAAGUUCACGAGCUUGUCGGUCACACAUAAAGCAAGUGACCUCUUGCUUGCAGCAUUUACCGGGACUGCAGUUUGGUUCACAAUUAAGAGAAGAGCAUGCUAUACAAAUGCUUUUAGCAAGUCUUGGGAGCGCAACUUUUGGACGCUUGUGGACGGAGGUGGAGGAGCGACAUGCCUGCAACAUCCUUAUGCUGGCUGCUGCUACUGUAAUACCACCAUUUGAAAACAUAAUGCCGAAGAUGCUGGCUGAGUCAAUGGCACUAAGAAAAGAUGGUGGACACACCCGAGAGCCUGCUGAACAGUCUUAUUCGGAGGAAAACCGUCCAGGUUGUGCGUGUGUUGCUGUGCCAAGAGUACUCUUACCAGAAGAUUUAACAGAACCAAAAACUGGCAUCAAGUUCCCCACUCUACUCAAAGACAAUUCCAAUCUGACUACAGAGGUCCUUGUUGGAAUGGGUUUCAGAAGUAUGCGGAUAAUGAGGGUCAAAGAUCUGAAUCUUUAUGCCUUUGGAUUAUAUAUACAACCUGAUUCUGUUUGCAAGAAGCUGGGCCCAAAGUAUGCUUGUAUUCCAGAUGCUGAGUUGAAGGAUCACCUAGAUUUCUACGAAGAUCUUCUGAGGGAAAAUAUUGAUAUGACUGUGAGGCUAGUAGUAAGCUACAAUGGCCUCAGCAUUGGCACAGUUCGAGAUGCAUUUGAGAAGUCUCUUGGCUUCCGGUUGCAAAAGGGUACAAAGAUAGACUUCCGGCAAACAUCUGAUGGCCAGCUAAUAACUGAAAUUGAUGGCAAACAAAUUGGCACUGUCCAGAGCAAAGAUCUUUGCAGAGCCUUCUUCGAUAUGUAUAUUGGUGACCCCCCUGUUUCAGUGGAGACCAAACAAGACAUUGCGCAAAAUGUGGCUGGACUCAUAAGAAGAUGCUAG